AUGCUUUGGAAAUCCCUUCUAAUCCUUGCCUCAAUCACAUUCACCGUUUCGACAAAAGAAAUCGAAGAAAUCGUGAAAGCCUGUUGUCCCUUGGGAUCUCAGUGUUGUGAGAGAGCUCUCCUCAAAAAUGAUCCCAUCAAUGAAUGUGCGGAUAUUCUUGACAAGAGUUUUACGUACUUCUGCGUACGAGAGAAGCUCUACAACUCCGAGCAGCAAGUUGAUCCAAAAACACAAAAUGAUCUCUGUGAUCGAGUGUUCCGAGAUCUUGUCCCCGAAUUGCUCGAAAAACAGCAGGAAACAGUUCGUUGUCAUCUUCUUUGUCAAAAAACUGUUUGGAGUCCAUCAAUUUCUCCAUCAGACGUCGAGGCGAGUAUUCGGAGUUGCACUUCUCGAAACAAAAGACACGAGUGCUAUUCCCGUUGUCUAUUGUUGAUCUCUCAAAAAUCUCAUGCAGUCUCCUCCUGUCAAUGCUUCAAUAAGGAACUUUUCCAAGGCGACGACUACAUCAUUCUUCGACCCGGCGCAACACCCACAAUGAACCAUGAAGCUCUCCUUCGCGAGUACGUAGAGAGAAAACGAGCAGAAUCGUCAAACCAGAUG
This is a messenger RNA of Mesorhabditis belari, 600 nucleotides long. Lineage: Eukaryota; Metazoa; Nematoda; Chromadorea; Rhabditida; Rhabditidae. The record is from the annotation of a GenBank genome assembly.